Penicillium arizonense is the source of this 2802-nucleotide messenger RNA. Its product is annotated as putative alpha,alpha-trehalose phosphate synthase subunit TPS3. Gene Ontology annotation, biological process: trehalose biosynthetic process. Gene Ontology annotation, cellular component: cytosol; alpha,alpha-trehalose-phosphate synthase complex (UDP-forming). The record is from RefSeq and is a predicted model, not a curated record. Lineage: Eukaryota; Fungi; Ascomycota; Eurotiomycetes; Eurotiales; Aspergillaceae. The transcript has 3 exons. The coding region runs from base 1 to 2802 and encodes 933 amino acids. Gene Ontology annotation, molecular function: catalytic activity.
AUGACCGUCUUCAUUGCGUCCCUCUUCCUGCCUUACACGGUUAACUUCCAUGUCAAUAAUGAGCGCAGCCGAUCUCCCCCAAUCGGCCCUCCAUCCGCGACCCCCACCGUCGAUGGAAUCAGUGCCAUCCCCAGUGCCGCCGCAAGCUUGUUCGAGAAGAACAAUCCAACAAAAACACCUGGAAUGACCCCUGGUGCCACCACGGAUCAUGAGCGCAUCUUCGCUUCCAGUGUAGCUCAGGCGGAGCAAGACAAGAGCGGGUAUCCGUUUCCUUCGGCUACUGAGCAUGAGAACCGGCUUCUUACAGAGAGCGAGGGUCAUUCACCAGCAUGGGGAGCUACCACUUCCCUAAUCCAGCCAAAGGCAAAGCCGCUGGUUUCCCCCUCACCUUCUAUCCUUAAACACCAGGAUCCCCCUCUCGCCAAGGAACCAGUCUCAUCGCGCGCUCCCGAUACCCAGGCCGCCCCUCCAUCGGGACAGAGAUGGACUCACUUUGCGAACCGAAAAGUGUCAUUUUCCAAGGCCGAGUGGACAAUCGAACCUGCUGAGCAGGGAAAUGGUGGUUUGCGAAAUGCCGUGCGAUCUGCGACGGAUGCUGGGUUCUUGGAUCAGAUGAUGUGGGUAGGCACUUUGGGGAUGCCGACUGAUGCCUUGGCAAAGUACACCUGGCAAGAUAUUGCAGAGAAACUGGAGGAUGAGUACGGGUCGUUGACUGUUUGUGUGAGCGACGGUGACUUUGACGGUCAUUACACACAUUUCUGCAAGACCAUUCUUUGGCCAGUAUUCCACUAUCAGAUUCCGGAUAACCCAAAGAGCAAGGCCUAUGAAGAUCACUCUUGGGUCUAUUACGUCAAGCUUAACCAGGCAUUUGCGGAGCGCAUUGCGAAGGACUGGAAGCGUGGCGAUUCAAUUUGGGUUCAGGAUUAUCACCUGUUACUGGUUCCAGCUAUGCUUCGCAAGCUGUUGCCAGAUGCGCAAAUCGGGUUCUUCUUACAUAUUGCUUUCCCGUCAUCGGAAGUUUUCAAGUGUUUGGCUCCUCGAAAGGAACUCCUCGAGGGUAUUCUGGGUGCCAAUCUUAUUGGCUUCCAGACAGAUGAAUAUUGCCGACACUUCUUGCAAACCUGCAGUCGGAUCCUUUGCGUGGAAGCGACGCCUGAAGGUAUCCAGUUGGAAGACCGGUUUGUCAACGUGGGUACGUUCCCUAUCGGCAUUGAUCCGACUUCUUGGGACACGCGCCGUCAAUCGACAGACGUGGAACGCUGGGUCGAUACAAUCUCGGAACGCUAUCAAGGAAAGCGUCUCAUCGUUUCGCGCGACAAAAUAGAUUCUGUCCGAGGCAUUCGCCAAAAGCUUCUUAGCUAUGAGCUUUUCCUGAACACAUACCCAGAAUGGGCUGAUAAAGUGGUCUUGAUUCAAGUCGCAACUAGCACUACGGAUCAGCCUGAUCUGGAGGCGACUCUCUCUGAUAUUGCUAUGCGGAUCAAUUCCAUGCACUCGACUCUUGCCCACCAACCCCUUGUUUUCCUUAAACAAGAUCUGGCUUUCCCACAAUACCUUGCACUAAUCACUGUGGCGGAUGCUUUAAUGAUUACCAGUUUGCGCGAGGGCAUGAACUUAACUAGUCACGAAUUUGUCUAUUGCCAGGACGGCCGGUACGGUGACAAGGCAUAUGGUUCAUUGAUUCUGAGCGAGUUCACUGGAAGUGCAUCUGUCUUUGAAAAUCAUGCUCUUUUAGUCAACCCUUGGGAUUACCGUCAGUGCUCCGAAGCAAUUCACACGGCCUUGACUCGUGAUGAGAAAGAACGGAAGCAGGUCUGGGAGGAAAUGUUCCGUGCAGUCUUACAAAACUCCACUGUCAACUGGGUUAAAUCGUUCAAUGAAACUCUUGCGCGGGUCUGGAACGAGCAGUCGUCACGAGAAAUUAUGGCUGUCCCACGGCUGUCUGUAUCUCGACUCACCGAACAGUAUCGCCAGUCGAAACGACGACUUAUGAUCGUUGACUACGAAGGCACACUAGCCUCGUGGGGAUCCCCGCGGAGCAUCAUUUUGACCACCCCGCAGCGUGCAAUCACUACUCUGACCGAGUUGACCGAUGACCCCGCGAACGUGGUCUACGUCAUGAGUUCUCGCAUGCCCGAGGAGAUGGAACGUCUGUUCCGACAGGUCAACAACCUGGGCCUCAUCGCCGAGAACGGAUGCUUUGUGCGCGAACCACAAUCUGAUGUGUGGACUCAUCUCGCGGAUAAGCUACACGUCAAAGCAUGGAAGGAAUCAGUGUCCAACAUUCUGGCUUACUUCCAGGCUCGGGUGGAAGGCAGCUGGAUCGAGGAGCGCCACUGCUCGCUGGUCUUCCAUCACGGAUCCGCAGAAGACCGUCACAUUGCUGCCCGCCUUGCUGCUGAGUGUGCAGGAAACAUCAAUGAUGCGUGCGCUAACCAAGGCGUGCAUGCCAUUCCCGUCGAGGGUGCUUUGAUUGUGGAAACCACGCAUACUAACAAGGCAUCUGCGGCGGCGCUGGUUUGGAAGUGGUUCCUUGAACACGACGAGAAAUCUAAAGAAGGCGUAAAGCCUGAUUUCUUGCUUGUUAUCGGCGACAAUCGUGAGGACGAGCCUGUUUUCCGGUGGGCCAACAAACUGCAACGCUCCAAGGCUGUCGAAUACGCCAUGACUGUCACCUUGGGCUCGCGCAGCACCGAGGCGAAGGCGACCCUGACUCAGGGUGUGACCGGUGUCCUUUCUUGUCUGCAACGAUUGGCUGCACAGGGCCCGGGGGAUGGAGCACCACUGCCACUGCGACAGUGA